AUGGCUCAUCUGCAUAACAAUGACCUCGAGUACGUUGUUGAUGAGUAUUACGACUCCGAUUUCGAAGAGGAACCGCAGCUUCAGAAGGGGGACGAGAUGGAGUCUUUGGACUCGGACUUUGAAGACGAUUUGGAGUUUAACAAGUCCAGCACUGACACAACUGCUGUAGAGUUGAGGAACGGGAAGGAUAUACAAGGAAUUCCAUGGGAGAGGCUCAAUUACACUAGGGACAAGUACAGGGAGACGAGAUUGAAGCAAUACAAGAACUACGAGAACCUCUCUCCCUCUCACGAGCAGAUCAAUAAGGAGUGCCUUCAAGUAACGAAAGGAAAGACAUUUUAUGACUUCCAGAUGAACACAAGGCACGUCAAAUCGAAAAUUGUGCAUUUUCAGGUAGAGGCCUUUAUCCCCCUUCCUUUUUUCUUUUCUACCAAACGUCCGGGGUUGUUCACACAAUCACUUUCCCGAGUGCAAAUAAGCUCUAUGGCUGUAAAAGACAACAUAUUGGUGGCCGGUGGCUUUAAAGGAGAGCUUAUAUUCAAGUAUCUUGAUCAUCCUGGAGCUGCAUUCUGCACCAAGCUGACAUCAAAUAAAAAUGCCAUCACCAAUGCGGUGGAUAUCUACAACAGCCCCAGCGGCUCAAUGAGGAUUAUGGCAGCAAAUAAUGAUGCAAAGAUUAGAGAUUUCGAUGCCGUGAGUUUUGCCUGCACAAACCAGUUCUCCUUUGAUUGGUCCGUAAAUAGCACCUCAGCUAGACCUGACGGGAAGCUGGUAGCGGUCCUUGGCGAUAGCGUAGAGUGCUUGCUUGCUGAUUCGCAGUCUGGGAAGGUAGCUACUACCCUCAAAGGACACUUGGACUAUUCCUUCUCUCCAGCAUGGCAUCCGGAUGGCCGGAUUUUGGCUACGGGCAACCAGGACACCACAUGCAGGCUAUGGGAUAUCAGGAAUCCUUCCACAUCUCUGGCUGUGCUGAAAGGAAACAUGGGGGCCAUAAGGGGACUAAAGUUCACGUCUGACGGGCGGUUUCUGGCAAUGCAAGAGCCUGCUGAUUUCGUGCACGUGUUUGAUGUGGAAUCUGGGUAUGUGAAGUGCCAGGAGAUUGAUCUGUUUGGGGAGAUCGCCGGGAUAUCGUUCAGCCCGGAUCCAGAGUCUUUGUUUGUUGGUGUAGCAGAUCGUACUUACGGCAGCGUGUUGGAGUUUAGUAGAAGGCAUUACGACUGCUGCUUCGACUCCUUUUUUGAUUAG
Molecule: messenger RNA, 1245 nt
Organism: Linum tenue
Lineage: Eukaryota; Viridiplantae; Streptophyta; Magnoliopsida; Malpighiales; Linaceae
Source: the annotation of a GenBank genome assembly